AUGUCGAACGUUGAUUCAACCUUUCCUGUUAACCCACUGAAGCGAAGACGUACAGAGCAUGACUCGUCUAGCAAUGCAUCCACACCGGAAAUCUCGAAAAACACGCGCUUUUGGUUCGAGGAUGGAAAUAUCGCGCUUCAAGCCGAGGACACCCAAUUUCGCGUCCAUCGGGGUGUUAUGGCACGGCACUCUGUUGUCUUCCGUGACAUGCUGCUGAUCGCACAUCCUGAGACAGGAUCUGUUGACGGAUGCCCGGUGGUUUCUUUGGCAGACGACGCUGCGCACGAUUGGAUACAUGUUCUCGGGAUUAUUUAUGAUAACGAAAUAUUCUACCAAACCUCUGAGAUCCUUAGCAUACCUCUAAUUGGGGCUAUGCUUCGACUGGGGCGGAAAUAUCAAUUCGACACAUUAUAUACCUCUGCUUUGGCGCGACUCAAAAAAGACAUUCCAACCACUCUUGAAGGCUGGGAUGCAUCUAUGGGGGAUACUUGGAGGGAGGAAUACACCGAGGAUUUUGACCUCCUUAAUCUGCUUGAGGACUUUCGUAUUCAAACGCUUUUGCCCACUGUAUACUAUUAUUGCGCUAUUGAAUAUAACUUGGAUGAAAUCAUGGAUGGCAUUCAGCGUAAUGACGGCACCACUGCCCGCCUAUCACACGCAUCAGCAAAACAAAUACUGAAAGGAAAAAUGAAAAUGGCAAAUGCCGUUGAACGAUACAUGAUCAACGCUUUUAGGGCGCUACCACUACAAAAUGUUUGUGCGUCGUGUAUUGACCUGCAGGCACGUUUGUUCCUUAGGCAUUCUCGCAACAACCUCAUCUCGAUUUUCUUGCCUCGUCCCUCGGACCUUUUUCUCAAAAGGUCAGAGAUAACAGCGGCGCUUUGUGUCCCAUGCAAAGACCGUAUGUGUAGCCUUUUGGAAUCCAAGCGUCGCCUAUUUUGGGAUUCCCUUCCCGAGUUGUUUGGUUUACCUUCUUGGACGGAGCUGAGCGAUACGCCGUGUCAUACUUCCAACCAGCCUUCGUAG
Messenger RNA from Psilocybe cubensis, 1026 nucleotides. RefSeq lists its product as uncharacterized. Bases 1 to 1026 code for a protein of 341 amino acids. The transcript has 3 exons. Gene Ontology annotation, molecular function: protein binding. The record is from RefSeq and is a predicted model, not a curated record. NCBI's taxonomy places the organism in Eukaryota, Fungi, Basidiomycota, Agaricomycetes, Agaricales, Agrocybaceae.